Aspergillus affinis is the source of this 6441-nucleotide messenger RNA. It is a transcript of the gene mrd1, whose product is annotated as RNA-binding ribosome biosynthesis protein MRD1. Bases 1 to 6441 code for a protein of 2146 amino acids. Gene Ontology annotation, cellular component: cytoplasm; ribonucleoprotein complex; nucleus. Gene Ontology annotation, biological process: regulation of DNA-templated transcription. The record is from RefSeq and is a predicted model, not a curated record. Gene Ontology annotation, molecular function: mRNA binding; DNA-binding transcription factor activity. The transcript has 10 exons. NCBI's taxonomy places the organism in Eukaryota, Fungi, Ascomycota, Eurotiomycetes, Eurotiales, Aspergillaceae.
AUGGAGGAGAGUACAAGAGUCUUUGUCUCUGGUCUCCCGCCAACUUUUUCCAAUGACCAACUCAGGAAGCAUUUUGCUACUCGCUUCCAGGUCACGGAUGCUCAUGUUUUGCCCAAGCGCCGAAUUGGCUUCGUGGGCUUCAAGAGCCACGAUGUAGCCAAGGAGGCUGCGCGGUACUUCAAUAAGACAUAUAUGAAGAUGUCGAAGAUCUUAGUAGAAAUUGCUAAACCGAUUGAUGCUGAGCCUACCCGUAAAGCUCAUAAACCCGAUGACUCCUCGGAGAGUACACUCAAGCGUAAGCGGGAUGGGGAGAAACCUCCACAAGAUCCUAAAAUGCAAGAGUACAUGUCCCUGGUGGAACACCCCUCCCACACGAAGACGUGGGCCAACGACGAUGCGUUCAUCCCGUCUGUGGAGGACUCUCAGAAGCAAGACCAAGUUGCCGAGGAAGAUGAUACACCCCAAGACCUCACCUACGCCCAAAGAAAGCGAGCCAGGAUCGCAGACGGCCAGGGAGAUGAGAGCGAAGCCCCAGCCGCUGCUCAUGAACCUGAGCCCAUGGCCGUUGACGGGGCUGAGGAAAAAGAGAAUGCGGAGCAACAGGACCCUCAACCCGAGGAGCAACCUGCCGUAUCGGACUCCGAUUGGCUGCGGUCAAAGACGAGUCGCCUCCUGGGCCUUCUGGACGAAGAGGAGCAAGCAGAGUUCAACGCUCCGCCAAGUGCUCCUGCUCCUGAAGAGCCGAAAUCUGUUGCGAAGGUUUCUACAGAGUCUGAUGACGGUGAGUCGCCAGAUGGUGCGGAUGCUGGUAAAACAGCGGAAGCACCCCCGCCGGUGGAUACGAAUAUCGAGAACAUCCGCCUGUCUGCGCGUCUCUUCGUAAGAAACUUGGCGUACGAUAUCAGGGAAUCGGACCUGGAACCACUAUUCACACCUUUUGGAAGGAUUGAAGAGAUUCAUAUCGCUUUCGAUACCAGAUCAAACACCAGCAAAGGAUUUGCAUACGUCCAGUACGUUGACUCAGAUUCAGCCGUAGAGGCUUACAAGGGUCUGGACGGAAAGCACUUCCAAGGCCGUUUACUGCAUAUCUUGCCGGCUUCUGCCAAGAAGACGUACAAAAUCGACGAGCAUGAGUUGCAGAAACUGCCUAUAAAGAAACAAAAGGAAAUCCGGCGAAAAAUGGACUCUGCUUCCUCCACUUUUAGCUGGAACUCCCUCUACAUGAACACUGAUGCUGUCAUGUCUUCAGUGGCUGAACGACUGGGGGUCUCCAAAUCUGACCUGUUGGAUCCCACUUCAGCAGACGCUGCGGUGAAACAAGCACAUGCUGAGACGCACGUUAUUCAAGAAACGAAAGCUUACUUCACCGCGAACGGUGUCAACCUUGACGCGUUCAAGCAGCGGGAGCGUGGAAACACCUCCAUCUUAGUAAAGAACUUUUCAUUCGGCGUCAAAGCUGACGACCUUAGGAAAUUGUUCGAGCCGUACGGUCAACUCAUCAGGCUACUGCUGCCUCCCAGUGGCACGAUAGCCAUCGUUGAGUUUGGAAGACCGGACGAGGCGCAAAAGGCCUUCAAAGGCCUCGCCUAUCGAAAGGUUGGGGAUUCGAUUCUCUUCCUGGAGAAGGCACCUAAGAACCUGUUCGACCCGUCGAUGGUGCCGCAGAAGCCAAUCGCCGAGCCCAAGGCUGUCUCGCAGGGCUUCUCGACGGCGGACACUUUCGCGGCCGAUGAGGCCGAGGACACCAUCACGGCCGCCUCGACCCUAUUCGUAAAGAACCUUAAUUUCUCCACCACGAAUCAAAAGUUCGUGGAAACCUUCCGGCCACUGGAGGGCUUUGUGUCUGCCAGGGUCAAGACCAAACCCGAUCCCAAGAAACCCGGCCAAACGCUCAGUAUGGGCUUUGGCUUCGUUGAUUUCCGGACCAAGGAACAAGGUCAGGCUGCUCUUGCCGCAAUGAAUGGCUACAGUCUGGAUCAGCAUGAACUGGUAAUUAGGGCGUCUCAUAAAGGCAUGGAUGCCGCCGAGGAGCGACGCCGGGACGACACGGCGAAGAAGAUCGCAGCAAGAAGAACGAAAAUCAUCAUCAAGAACUUGCCCUUCCAAGCGACCAAGAAAGAUGUCAGAUCCCUCUUUGGUGCCUACGGCCAGCUUCGGUCUGUUCGGGUGCCUCAGAAAUUUGACCGGUCUACUCGUGGGUUCGGUUUUGCUGACUUCGUAAGCGCUCGCGAAGCGGAAAAUGCCAUGGACGCGCUGAAGAACACCCACUUGUUAGGUAGAAAACUGGUGUUGGAAUUUGCCAACGCGGAGGCCAUCGAUGCCGAGCAAGAGAUCGAGCAGAUCGAAAAGAAAGUAGGGGAACAGGUGGACAGGGUCAAACUACAGAAGCUCACGGGGGGAGGCCGCAAGAAAUUUACUGCCAUCCCUUGCUUGGUCGAGGUUGAAGUCCGGCAGGCCGGCAGCAGGUCGCAAGCCCGACACGUUCCUGCUGCUGUCAGGUUCGUCUUUGGGGUGCAUCCGAGAGAAAUCCCCGAGCAGGUGCAGGUCGACGAAAAUGUCCCCUCCCCCUUGCAUCAAUUCUCCGUCGGGUUCCAUUCGUGCUCUUCCCUCCCUCCUGAUUUGCUGCAACAAGGCGGGCCACUGGGGGAAUUUCCCUCCCUCGUCGGUCUCCAGACGCGUGAAAGCACAGACCCAAGGGUGUUUCUCACGCUGUCGCUCUCCUCUCCCCACCUUGGAACCGAGUCGUCGUUGCCCUCGAGGGGGAGGGAUACUACCUUCUUCCAAACAAGCAGCGUGAUCCAGCAAUGUAGUUACUCCUCUCUAGGGGAGGGAGGGAAUGAGCUUCCUAUAAACACCAUGCUCUUCGCUCUCACAUUCUCUUUCCCAGGUUCUUACAUUCUCUUCCAGCAUUUUGCGUUCUUGAUCGCUGCUUUGCAAAACCCUCCAGCGGCCCUCUGUCUGGUAGGAAGCAUUUUGCGGGCUUCAAGAUCUUUCCGUUCUUUCUUUCCCUGUGGAAUUUGUCAUUCUUUUGUGCUCACGGGAAUCCGUCUGUUCCCCGCCCUCCAGGUGGUUCUCGCUCUCAUGGCUACUGACUGGCAACCCGGCUGUAUGGUCCCCCAGCUUCCCCCAGCUCUGGAGAGUCUAUCUGCCCAUUCGGACCGGGCCCUUCAGAAUACAUCUGGGAAUGUCCAGUCCUAUUCAGAUAGCUUAGCCUAUGGCGAUACCACCGUGAGAGAUGACCACCCUUCCCAAUAUGCCGUCAAAUACUCUCACCAUCCUCCGGUCCCUGCCCACCCUUUGCCUACUGCCUCUAGUUACCAUCAUCCUCAGGUGCUAGCCAACCGGUUCCAAACCAAGAAGCUUCGACGGUUGCAAUCCUUUGGUCCCAGCUCGGCUGGACCACGUAGAGGAAGGAGUUAUCUGAAGUCCCAGAAGUAUCUGGAGUAUCGGGCACGACCUCGACGCGACACUGGGAAGGAUGGAGAGCCAGUAUGGUCGGAUGAGCUGGAGGACGCUUUUCAACAGGCUCUUGAGGCAAAUCCUCCCAUGGGUAGAAGAAAGUGGUCUGAACGCGGCAAGUCGUACGGACGCAACGAGUUGAUUGCCGAGUUUAUCUUCAAGGCAACGGGCAAGAAGAGAAGCAGGAAGCAGGUUUCGAGUCACCUCCAGGUUCUGGAUUCGUUCCUCAAAGGGGAUCCUGAUUGGGAGCGACUCGUGCGAGAGCAAGCUUCGGACCGCUCUAGCAGCCAGUCUCACUCCAUCGGCCCCAAGUGGAGGAGCCCGGUCGAGCUUCCCUUGUCUAGCCACUAUGGUCACCAUUUGCACAAUCCUUACAACGACCAUUUGCGGCUGGUGCAGCCCUACCCCGUGGAGUUGCCUCCGCCACACUUCGUUCUCAACCCCACGAUGCGUGAUCCUUCGGUCCAGAACAUCCACGGUCUCAGCUUUGGGAUGUGGGUGAAUGCGCCGCACCGACAGGAUAUGAUCGAGAACGCCUAUCAUGAAUACACCCGUCUUCAGGGAGACCAGCGUCUUCCCGUGGCGCCGCCCACGCCCUUGGAGAACCUGGCAGGCUGGCGAACUAGCUUUCCUCAUCUGAACUCGCUGAUGGCAGACCUUGACCGUCCUCUCAACUGCGAGAUCAUCUACCUGGAGGCCAGCCUCAAUCUGAUGGACGACUUCCCUCCUUCCCGGUCCAGCCUCGGAAUCCACAUGGAGCUGGACUUUGCCCGUCCUGCCACGAACGAUGCUCCCAUGGUGAAUCAGAUGGACAACUGGAUCUGCAAUACGCUGAUCUACGACAAUGGUCAGGAAAUGGAGGCUGCCUUGGGCAAAGAACUGGGCAAACCAUCGUCGACCAAGGUGACGCGACUGUUUGAACCCAAGUGGUGGGCCCGGCUUUUCACCCAACUCACGCAGGAAAGAAGGCAGAUGGCAGAGGAGAAUCCGGGACACCCCGAAGCUGCCGACGAGCGAUCCAGACAGUUCCUGCGCACCAUGUCGGUGGUGCAGGAGAUUCGGGCCACGCCCCCUUCCCGACGACACUCCGCCAACCCGUACGUUGCCCAACCGGAGGAGGAGAGCCAGCCCAUGGCCAUCUUGCUCUGGAAGUUCCGCCAGACACGACCGGGCGAGGUUGGCACCACCACUUGGCAGAGGCUCAUCCCUCCGCCAGACCGCAUCACGACCAACAGUCCGCGGCCAGCCGCCGCCGCCCACGACGUCCAUCCUCUAUCCCUUGAUUCCAUCCUACUAAACAAACCUACCCCUAAUGUCUACCAUGCUCUACCACCCCCUCCGCCUGCUCCUCCUGUUGUUCCCCAUUCUCAUCACCAUCAUCCUCCUCAACCUCAUGAUCUGCUCCAGCACAACGGCACGUCGCAGCCCCCUUGGCCCAUGUAUCCACCACCGCAGGAGAACAUGUACUCGACGGGGCACUUUGAUUUCCUGCACUCGAUUACCAAGCCCGAGGACGGUCUGAGCGACAAAACGGCCGUCACCUCCGUCCUGGACCCCUUCCCACCGCUCCCGCCCCAAGCCACCAGCCAACCCGCAGCGCACCUCAGCGGCCCCAGCAGCGGAGGACCUGUGAUGCUCAACGUGCCCGAUAUCCUCUCGCACCCUAACCUCGGAUACACCAUGGGCCAUGAAAACCACUACCACGACAACAGCAACGUGUUGAACAUCUUCGGCAGCGGAUCGCAUUCCAUCGACGAGAUGGGCCACAAUCAGGCGGAAUGGUCGACGCCUUCCACUACCAUCCCGGACGGUGACGUCGGAUCUAGUCACUAUACGACGCAUCUACAGUUCCCGUCGUCGGACAGCCACGUGCCUGUCUCGCGCGAGUCGCACCAGCCGAACAGCUUCGAGGGACUCAUGGGACAUGAUGAUCUCAUUGACAAGCUGGUCGGGAAUAUCCCUGGCGAUCCAGAUAAGCCCGCCAAGACUAGUUACCAUUUCUCUUCUCCAACUCCGAUUCUCAUCUCCCUUACCACCACCCUCAACUACAUCCUCGUCAACCCUCAAUCCCCUCAUCACCCAGCCCCGAGGGAAGCGGGGGAAAACAAAGAAAAUAUGACAACCUCCCUCGCUCGCAAUCUCGCCUCACAAUCCGUCCAUCUAACCAUCCACCCGCCCCCGCGAUCCCUCUCCGAAAGCAAACUCGUGCUCUCCGCAUUACAGAAAUAUGGCGAGGUGGUGACGUUUAAGAAUCUUAAGUACGAUAAAACAAAUACAAACCCCACCGCUCCCCGAAAUACAAUCGCGGUUUUUGAAUCCCCUCAAGCCGCGAGGUCGGCGAUUGCUAGUUCGCCGUUGAAGAUUGCUUUGCCGUCUCCCUCCUCCUUGUCUUCCGCAUCUUCCUCGACUCCGAAUCCCUCACCGUCCCCCUCAAGUUUAAACUCAACCGAUCCCAAACCCAACCCCCGAACGCAAUCCCAUCCCCAAACAAAAACCCUAUUCUGCAACCUCCAACCCUCGCGCCAUAACCACCUCUCCUCCCUCCACCGGAACCCCUGCUACGGGAGUUUCAAAAUCGACAAGGAGAGUCACCAGGCGGUCGAUUUGCGGGAAACGGGCGUUCCUGUUAAGGAGUUGGCGGAUGUGCCCGUGAGGUGGAAGUUAGGGAGUUCGCAGGCACAGUCACGGGGACGAUCUUCGCGGGGAGAAGUACAAUCGCAGUCGCCAUCGCCAUCGCAGUCGCAGUCGAGGGGACAGGGACGGGGGGGAGAGCAAGGACAAGAGCAAGGACAAGCACGGGGGCAAGGACAAAUACAAAAGGAAGAGGGGGCUACCGGGGAGGGUGUGUUUGCGUGGAGUAGAAGGAAGAGGUGUAAGAUGGGUGGGACUUCAUUGCAGGCGUUGUUUAAUACCAAGGUUGGGGGUGAGGAGGGAGGCGAGGGAGGUAAAGCUGAGGUUGGGGGGAGGGGGAAUAGUGAUUGA